Molecule: messenger RNA, 531 nt
Organism: Aspergillus ibericus CBS 121593
Lineage: Eukaryota; Fungi; Ascomycota; Eurotiomycetes; Eurotiales; Aspergillaceae
Product: putative extracellular thaumatin domain protein
Exons: 1
Coding region: 1-531 (176 amino acids)
Source: RefSeq, a predicted model, not a curated record
AUGCUUUUCAAGACCAUCUUCACCGCCGCUCUGGCCACCGCUGCCACGGCCCUCCCUCACAACUUCCACGUCCGUCGCAACGAGACCUCCUCGGCCGGCGGCGUCGACAUCAUGAACAACAUGGAUUCUACUACCGUCUACGCGUGGUCUGUUUCUGAUAGAGUCAGUAACAUGCAUACCCUUUCUGCGGGCGGUGGUAGCUACUCCGAAUCCUGGAAAACCAACGACGACGGCGGUGGUAUCUCCAUCAAGCUGUCCACCACCGAGAGUCAGUCCGAUGUACUACAGUUCGAGUACACCCAGUCCGGCAGCACCAUCUUCUGGGACAUGUCGUGCAUCAACCUGGGCAGUGACUCGGCCUUUACCAAGUACGGCUUCACCGUGAAGCCCUCCGAGGAGAACUCCGACUGCCCUACGGUGACUUGUGCCGCGGGCGAGACCGAGUGCUCGGGUGCGUACAACCAGCCCGAUGACAAUGAAGCUACUCAUGGCUGCCCUAUCGAUACCCGGUUCACUCUCACUUUGGGCUAA